This is a messenger RNA of Linum tenue, 1719 nucleotides long. The record is from the annotation of a GenBank genome assembly. NCBI's taxonomy places the organism in Eukaryota, Viridiplantae, Streptophyta, Magnoliopsida, Malpighiales, Linaceae.
CAUACCCUUUUCUUCCCGCUUUCUUUCCCCACAUAUCCGCCAAUCUCAACUUCUGUCUCUACUCUCUACUCGCUCCCUCUCUUAGGUCACCCAGGCUGACGGCGACGAAGUUACGACGGACGGCCAGAUAUCUGAAAACCAAUCAUUCAUAUGGCAAAGAAGAAGAAGCUCCGCAGCUCGAAGGUUGAUAGAAUUAGUAAGCUUCCUGCCCAUCUGAUACAACUAAUUCUCACGCCCUUGCCCAUAAAAGAAGCGGGGAGAACAAGUGUAUUGUCAAGAGAAUGGAGGCACCAUUGGAGAAGUAUCACCCGCCUUGUGUUUGAUGAUGAGUUUUUUGAUUCACCGGAUUCCAGUGAUUCUGAUGAUGAAAUUAGUGCAAAUAAGCUCAUGUCGAACAUUCAGGAAACUCUACAGGUUCAUGAUGGGCCUAUCACAGAGUUUGUGCUUUCAAAUAUUCAAUUAGUAACUACUAUCAAGAUUAGUCCCUUGAUUUCUCACCUUUCCGGAAAAGGGGUCUCGGAUCUUUCCCUUCUGUACUGUAAAUACAGCGGCCCGUUAAUGUUUGAAGGUGAGAUCGACUCUUCCCUUUUUCAUGCUGUGCAACUGGAUAGGCUGAGUAUGGAGGGGUGUAAAUUUACGGUACCAUCUUGGUUCAUGGGAUUUACCAGGCUGACCUCCCUUCGGUUAGAAUACGUAGGUUUACCGGAUGAUUUCUUCCACAGUUUCCUUCUCAAGUGUCCGCUGCUUGAGGAUUUGAGGGUUUUCUUCUUUCAGGGUCUUUAUGAUCUUGAAGUUGUAGCUCCACCGUGCCUCAAAGUGUGUAUCCUGAGGGCGUUUUGUUUAGAUAGUAUUAUUGGCUUCAAGUAUGCUCCACUGCUUUCUGUGGUCUCACUGCAAGCACAGGAAAUUGAGUCUGAGAGUCCUGCAACAGACAUGGUCUCUGUAUUUGCUUCUCUCCCUGCACUUCAGCAGUUGUAUGUUAGCUUUGAGUGCCUAGACUUAAUUGCUGCAGAUCCUAUUCCAUACAGGCUUCCUACAGUACUUCACUGCUUAAAAGUUAUUGACAUCCGCAAGUGUGGUCAUAAGAAUGGCAGUUUGCUUAAGCAGGAGGUGCUCCUUUGCCUCAUCAAGAGUUCGCCCAACUUGUUUAAACUUACAAUUCAGAUGGAAGCUGGAGGAGAUUUGUAUUUUAGGAGGGAUUUGAAGCUGCCAGACUGUGAACCGGAUACAGAUCUUGAAGCUAAAGAUGGUUGUUGUCAGCGUCUUCAAGAAGUCGACAUUAAGCUCAGUGGGGGCUCUCAGGUUGAGCUGGACCUGUUGAGGUUCGUGUUGGCCAAUGGACCGCUGCUGAGAAGGAUUGUCAUUGAGCCCGGAAAGAAAUUGAGUUGGGAAGGAUGUCUCAAGUUCCUGGAGGAGAUUCGACACUACGAUUGUGCUUCAGAAAGAGCUGAGAUCAUAUAUGUGAACAAGUGUAAUGUGGUAGUCUUUAGGACGAGACUGGCAAAUCUUUAGAUUAUGUAAUCCAUGCGGCCUUUGGUCACUGGUAACCCAUGCUUUUGCUUAGCACUUAGCAGUUUGUGUUGACGAUUUGGAAUUUAUUCUUUUUUUUGGAAUGAAUGGUGUAAGGACAUACCCUAUCUAGUUUAUAUUCUGGUCACAAAUUUCUAUAUGGCUCUAUUAUUGUGCAUGAGAAAGAUGAAACUGUUCUGUUGGGCAAGA